Lycium barbarum (goji berry) is the source of this 462-nucleotide messenger RNA. RefSeq lists its product as uncharacterized. Lineage: Eukaryota; Viridiplantae; Streptophyta; Magnoliopsida; Solanales; Solanaceae. The transcript has 5 exons. Bases 1 to 462 code for a protein of 153 amino acids. The record is from RefSeq and is a predicted model, not a curated record.
AUGAUUGAGGAGAUGUCUGCCUUACACUUUAGUGAUACUUGGGAGCUCAUUUCUCUACCUCCGGAUAAGUCUAAAGUUGGUUGUCGUUGGGUAUAUACAGUGAAGAUUGCUUCAGUCUAUCUCUUUUUAUCUAUGGUUAUUGUUUUCCAUCGGCCUCUCUACCAGUUGGAUAUAAAAAAUUCCUUUCUUCAUAGGGAUCUCGAAGAUGAGUCUCCUCCAAUAUGGUUUGGAAAGUUUGGCAUGGUUAUUCAAGAGUUUGUCAUGGUACAAAGUGAAGUUGAUCAUUAUGUGUUUGAUCGUCACUCUACUCCAGGUAUUGAUAAUGAGGUAAUUACCAAAUUGAAAUAUCACCUUUUUCAGCACUUUCAAACUGAGGAUCUUGGUCGAUUAAGUUAUUGGAAUGCAGUUAUUCGUAUUCUUCGAUACAUAAAAUCUGCUCCAGGGAAAGGACUACUCUAUUAA